Messenger RNA from Naegleria lovaniensis, 1533 nucleotides. RefSeq lists its product as uncharacterized. The transcript is spliced from 3 exons. Bases 1 to 1533 code for a protein of 510 amino acids. The record is from RefSeq and is a predicted model, not a curated record. Lineage: Eukaryota; Heterolobosea; Eutetramitea; Acrasida; Naegleriidae.
AUGUCCAACUAUCAAUCCAUUCCCGCUCUAUGGGACAUUGCAACCUUCUCCUCCGACAUUUAUUCCAUCGAACAUUUUUUCGCCAAUUCCACCAACAACAAUUCAACUUUUAAAAAUUCCACCAACACUCCAACAUCCACUGCAUUUUCUGCCUAUAAAAUCAAUGUUCUCGCCUUCAAUUCUGCCUUUUUACUUUGUUAUCUCAUUUUGGCAUUUAUUUCAAUUGCGAGUUAUGUCAUGCAAUUCAAACACAUGAAACGAAAUCAACAUGUCUUGUUUUGGAUUUUGUUUACGUUGGAGGGAUUGGUACUGCCUGGAAUGUUGACGAGAUUGGGAUCAGAGUUUGGAUUUUUGCAUCCCGUGUUGAAUGAGGGAAGGACCAUUACGAUUUUAAUCAAGACAUUUGAUCGAGGAUUUAAUGUGUUGAUCUUGUAUGUGGAAGUCGUGUGUAUGACUUUUAUUACCUUUGUAUUUUUACAAACCACUAGGGCUAUCAAUGCAAUUACUGCAGAAACAUUUUCAAAGGCUAGAAUUGCCAUCAUUGCUUUCAUCAUCCUUCUAGGCGCUGCUUUUGUCAUCAUGUAUUUACUGACCAUGAUUUUGGGCGGAGUUACUGUUGCGGCUUUAAAUCCUGCGAGCGGAAUUAGUGCCGAUGCAGCCAAUUAUUUCCUGCUUGCCAUGUAUUUGGUGGCUACAUUGUUAUUUAUGAUUGCUUCGAUUUUGACCAGUGUGUUCAUUAAUAUUAUUGGAACUAAACUCAUUCAAUCUCUAAGACAAGGCCGAGAACGAGUCAAAUCCAUGAUGGCCAAAGGAAACGGUUCCAACAAUGGCACUUUGAACUCGAAAAGUCAAGAACAAAUUCGAACGUUUGAACAGAAACGUAUCGCUCUCAAGAAAACUAUGGCCAUCCAAAUCGGCAUGACCGUGUGUCUGUUUUUCCAAGUCUUUGGAGCUAUCUUUAUUGCCAUUAAUAUUGCAUGGUCGAUGGCCAUUUUAAUCUUUCAAUGUUUCUUUAGCAUUUCUAGUAUUGCAUUCAUUUCAUUAAUUUUAGCCAUUUAUAGUCCAUUAAGGGAAGUUCAGAAAUUGUUUAGAGCGGAUUCGAAUAGUAGUUUGAAUUCGGCAACGACUACUGGAAAGCAACAACCUCAUCAUCGAAAAGACAAUCAUGCAGACCGAACGGAUGAAGAUUUGGCCAAUAGUAGUAGUGUCGUGAUUCAUGAUGAAAGUGAAAUUGCAAUUGUCGACGACGAGUUGAAAGAUCCGCAAGUGAAACAUGUCAAGAUUGUUGAUCAAUUUGAGGAGGGUACAAUGGUUGGGGCAACAACAACAACCACUCCUCAUGGCGCCAUGAGCACCUCUAGUAACACUGCCAUGAUGAUGAUGACCAUUCCAAGAGAACUUUUGGAGGCUGAUAAGAUUUCAACUCCAACACUUGUGGAGAUGGAACUUGUGCAACAUCAACAAGAAGCUCAUGAAAGAGAAACUUCAUCCUCUUCAGAUACGGAUACUCCACCAGGAGUGACUAUGGUGUGA